Aspergillus ochraceoroseus IBT 24754 is the source of this 624-nucleotide messenger RNA. RefSeq lists its product as uncharacterized. Bases 1 to 624 code for a protein of 207 amino acids. The transcript is spliced from 2 exons. The record is from RefSeq and is a predicted model, not a curated record. NCBI's taxonomy places the organism in Eukaryota, Fungi, Ascomycota, Eurotiomycetes, Eurotiales, Aspergillaceae.
AUGGAAGUUGAACAGCCGUCGGGGAUGCAUGCCCCAGAAUCAACCACUUUGCUGAAGAUAAUUCACUGGGACAGAUUCUUCGAAUCUGAAGCACCUCCUAGACUUGGAAUGGAGGUACGCCGGCGACUACCGUAUACCACUUUGGCUGCCUUUUCCGUUGGAAUGGCUGUCGGGUCGUCGCACGGAAGCAAAACAGCUGCCUAUCGCUUUCGCGCUGAGAAUGCGCAUCGGUUCCCCACGACAUCGACCGGAUGGUUCCAGUAUCACAAAACGAAGAACUACGUGUCCAUAGUUGGAGGUGUCAAGGAGGGUAUGAAAAUGGGGCUCAAGCUUGGUGCUGGUGCAUUAGCAUUUUGUCUCUUCGAGGAGACUGUGGAUUAUGCCCGCCACGACCGGAGAGACUUCUUAUCCACUGUUACGGCGGGAUUGUCUUUCUCUGGUAUCUACAGCUUGCUAGCUCGUCAUGACGUAUACACUGCCGCACGUACGACAAAACUGGGAUUGAAACUCAGUCUUGUCUACGGACUAAUGCAGGACGCCCUGGAGUCCUUAAAGGGUAACCGACCUGCUUAUGUUGAUUUUAUUCUGGGUAAUCGCCGGUCAAAUACGGGUGGGGAGGUUUGA